CGCAUCACAGCUCGCUUCCACGUGCGAUUUGUGCCGUCAUGACAUUCUUACGAGGAAGAUUAAAGUCGAACCAACCUAGAGCCUCUAUAUCCCCCUGACGUGGCGGUGGCUACACCUCCAUCGAGGUCCCAGUCCUACAAGUGACUGGCUUUGCGUCGAUUCAUGGACGAUUCACUGCCGCAGACUUGUGCGACGUUGUGCUAUUCUUUCAUGAUCGCAAUUUCUUUCAACAUCGUCGUAUUUGACACUUGUUUUGACGUGCAGUAUAAACUGCCCAGCAUCAAAUGUUGUCACGAUGCGCCAGCAGGAAAUGUGAUCUCUGAGUCAAUGGACGCGCCGUACAGUCGCGUCGUUGGCAUCCCUUUCGACCUGUUAUGCAUUGCUCAACCAACAUGGCCACGUCGUUCAAGUCCUGUAGCGUCGUGCGUUCAUAUGUUGGUGUCAUGUCGUCAUGCUCGCUUCCAAGUGGCGCUGCGCACGAACACCAAGGGAUCCAUGCCCUCCUGUGGUAGAUUGCCCGAUUGCCAGCACUCGCUGCACUUGGACGCGAUGACGAGGUCCACGAGCUUGGUUGCCAAGGUGGUGCCGGUGCUUGGGGGAUGGAGCAUCUUCGAAUGAUUGGUUAUAUAUUAUCCAAUAAAACAUAUCCUGCCA
Messenger RNA from Aphanomyces invadans, 654 nucleotides. RefSeq lists its product as hypothetical. NCBI's taxonomy places the organism in Eukaryota, Oomycota, Saprolegniomycetes, Saprolegniales, Verrucalvaceae. The transcript has a single exon. Bases 163 to 618 code for a protein of 151 amino acids. The record is from RefSeq and is a predicted model, not a curated record.